AUGGAUUCAUAUGAAUCAGAUAUGUUCGAGGAGGCUAAUGUGAGUUUAGAAUUUUAAUAAUUAUGUUUUUCAUUGGUUUUCUUUUAAAAUUCUUGAAAUUUUAACUUUUUUUAUUUCAAAAAAAUUUUUUUCUUUAUGUUUUUGUUUGUAAAUUGUCUUGUUUAACAGUAUUUUAUUUUACUAUCAACCAUUUCAAUCUAUUUCCGUGAAUUCAAAAGGUUUCUUAACUCUGAACUCGCUCAGAUGGUCUACUACAAUAUCCUAAAGCCGAUUAUUAUAUCUCGAUAUCUCAAAAACUAGUUUUAGGAAUUGAAUGUUUUUUGGAUCAUUUUAAUUGCCUUUUUAUACCUAUUUUAGUAGUUUGAAUAUUAGACUAGGUUAUCUUAUGGACUUUUAAGAUUUUAAGGGAGUUAUUCGACCAAAUAUGAUUUUUAAAGGUAAAUCUUUGAUUGAUCCCGUGCAGUCAAGUAAACUAAAUUUGAAUGGGUAAAACUAAUUUAGACGGUUAAUAUAGGUAUUGCCUUUGAUUUAAAUACCAAAUUUAUUGAAUUUUUACGCUUUGUUGGGGUGAAAACAAUUGUCAAAGAUAAUAUAGUCUUGCUGUUACCUUUUUUGCCUAAUUGCCAGAAUUCUUCUAGUAAAACUUGAUUUUUUAGCAAUUUUUCUUGACCUUUGCGGGCUAUUUUAAUUUCUGUUUGAUAUAUCUAAUCAUUGUUUAACCAUAUAAUCUUUCCUAAAGCUAUAAUUUUACAGAAAAACGAAAUUAUCGACGAUUUCGCGACAACAUCAAACGAGAAACUUGAACUUAUUUUACAAAAUGUGUUGGAUAACGUGAGCCAAGAGAACUUUGAUGAGGAAAAACAGAAGCUACAGCAUCUAGAUGAGAAGUUUGAUUGGAUGGAAUGUCCACAAAUUAUAAAAUUGAUGUGUUUCUUCAACACUUUUAAGCCUAACAGGAUCACUAUCACUGAAGACGUGAGUUUUUGAUGUUAUACCUCAUUUUUAAGAGUUUGAAGAUAGAAGAUAUAUUAUCAAAGCUUGUAUAAAGCCUUUAAAAAGAAAGAUCUUUAUUUAGAGAACAAGAAAUGCUAUCUAUUUAAAAAAUUUUACCUAGAACCUACUACAAUAUGAUAAAAAUAUUUUUCAGAUCCCUUUCUUCUUCCCCACCCAUCACAAACAAGGAAUGCGUUGUAUGUACAAACGCCGUGUCUUCUACGAGACUCAUUCCAAAACGGCCGGUGUAAAUCGAUGGCGUUGCAACCAACGUGGCUGUCGUGGCACAAUCUACAUCAACAAAGAAGGAGAAUGGAAUGUGAUUGAUUCUGGCCGUCAUUGGACACGAGAAUGUGAUUGUAAAGCUCAGGAUCACGAUAAACUUGUAGCCAUCGCUUUCAAGAGUAUUGGAUACAAAUUGGCGAGACUAAUGCCAACCGAAUCGACCAAAGCCCUGAGGGCUUGUGUAAUGGCUUUGGCGGACAAAGAUCAGCUGGGCAAGCUGGACAAUUUUGAUCGGGUGAUUAGGAAGAACAAAAGGAUUGGGCUGCAGAGAAAAAAGAUGGAAGAGGAAAAAGAAGGGGAAGUGAGUGAUGAUAAACAAGUAAAAAAUGAUAACGAAGUAAAGGAUGACAAAGUAAUGGAAGAGAAUAAUGAAGAAAAGAAUAAAGAAGUAAAAGGUAAAGAAGUGGAGGAUAACAAAGAAGUGAAAGAUGAUGAAGAAAUAAAGUAUCAUAAAGAAGAAAAGAUGAAGAAAUGA
Messenger RNA from Bursaphelenchus okinawaensis, 1753 nucleotides. The record is from the annotation of a GenBank genome assembly. Lineage: Eukaryota; Metazoa; Nematoda; Chromadorea; Rhabditida; Aphelenchoididae.